Zophobas morio is the source of this 744-nucleotide messenger RNA. RefSeq names its product replication termination factor 2-like. Lineage: Eukaryota; Metazoa; Arthropoda; Insecta; Coleoptera; Tenebrionidae. Bases 4 to 744 code for a protein of 246 amino acids. The transcript has 8 exons. Gene Ontology annotation, biological process: site-specific DNA replication termination at RTS1 barrier; mitotic DNA replication termination. Gene Ontology annotation, cellular component: nucleus. The record is from RefSeq and is a predicted model, not a curated record.
CUGAUGGGUGCUGACGGUGGCUCAAUUCCUACUCGAGGUGAACUUGUUAAAAAAAAGGAGAAGCCGAAAACAGUAGAAAAGGAGGUCGUUUUAGAAUCUAAAUGGAGUUACUGUGCCUUGUCUAGUGAGUUUUUAAGAAAGCCUAUUGUGGCCUGUAAGCUUGGAAGACUAUACAAUAAAGAAGCCCUUUUGAGACAUUUACUUGAUCGUAGUCAAUAUAGCGAUAACGCGACUUUGGUUUCUCACAUACGUGGUUUAAAGGAUGUCGUUACUCUUAAUUUGAAGGACAAUCCCUCUUUUGAAGAUAAAAAAAAAAAUUUUACUACGGAAUCUCAGUUUAUGUGCCCCAUUUCUGAACUUCCGAUGAACGGCAUUCACAAAUUUUUCUAUAACUGGAACUGCGGCUGUGUUUUUUCGGAAAAGUCUUAUAAAGAAGUCAAAGAAGAAAACUGUUUAGUGUGCAAUCAAUCUGUGUUUGGUUUGGUUAUUCCGCUUUACCCCGAUAAAAGCAAAGAAGAUGAACUGAGACUUUUACUUAAACUGAGCUCUUCGAAUGGCCGCUGCAAAAGGAAAUCAACUUCUCGCUUAAAUUCUUUAACAUCAGUCAGUGAAGUUUCUAUAAAAAAGUUGAGGCGACUUGAGCCGGAAGGCAGCGAAGUUUACAAGUCUAUUUUUGCUGAUCCCAAAAAAAAGAAACCGGAGGCUUCCUUUUUGUGUCGAUCCGUUCACGGCGCUUAUUUGUAG